GCUAGAUGAUGGGAAUUUGGGCAAUCCAAUAAUAAUCAAUAAAUACAAAAAUUUUGGUUUUUCAAUUCGUAGUGACUUGCUUUACGAAAAUUUUGUGCAAAUCAAAGGAACUGUUUAGAAAAAAAGUCGGUAUCUUCAGUUUGAGACACCUACAUUGUAAUCUCCAGAAUCUCCUGAGUGAUGUACACGAAAACGGGGAACAAGUCAUAUCCACAGGAUGGUGUAAUUUAACCUCUUUUAUUUGAAUCAAAAAAGCAAAAUUCACCCCCAAAAAAAUCAAAUCGGUGGCAAAAUGCCGGAACAGAGCAACGACUAUAGAGUGGUAGUGUUUGGAGCUGGUGGAGUUGGGAAAAGCUCACUGGUUCUGAGAUUUGUGAAGGGCACAUUUCGAGAAAGCUAUAUACCCACCAUUGAAGACACCUAUAGACAAGUCAUCAGUUGCAACAAGAAUAUUUGUACUCUCCAAAUCACAGACACAACUGGCUCACAUCAAUUCCCAGCUAUGCAAAGGCUGUCAAUCAGCAAGGGGCAUGCUUUCAUCCUCGUAUACUCAAUGUGCAGUCGACAGAGCCUUGAGGAGCUCCGACCCAUCUAUGAUCUGAUCAAGGAACUGAAAGGACCGGAUCUCAGCCAAAUUCCGAUCAUGUUGACUGGCAACAAGUGCGAUGAGAGUGCCGAACUAAGAGAAGUGAGCACGUCAGAGGGACAGGCGCAGGCUGCCGAAUGGGGCGUCGGCUUCAUGGAGACCUCCGCCAAGACCAACCACAACGUGAAGCAGCUGUUCCAGGAGCUGCUCAACCUCGAGAAGUCGCGCAACGUCAGCCUGCAGAUCGGCGGCAAGGCGAACAGCCGCGUAGCCAAAGAUAAGUGCGCGCUCAUGUAAGGGGCAGGGGGGGCAGAGACGAUUUUUUUAGUUUACUAUGGGUUGGCCGGGGCACACUGAGUUGAUAUGUUGAUUUUCCAAGAUUGUGUAACUUGGCACAAUUAUCUUAGUACAUAUUUUUGCCCGCUGAGGAACUAGUUGGAAAGAGGGUUUUAUUUUGCUUAUUCCUUUGGCCACUGAUGGCUCUAUAAUAAGCCACGGUGAGAGAAAUGCAACACCGCAUCUCCGUGAUCCGAAAGUCCUACUCUCGAUUGGCGACCACGGCGACUUGGACAACCAUUGCUAACCCGUAACCACUGAGGUGAAUUAUUUUCCUUUAACUUCUGAGGUAGAGUCAUACAGACUCCGACUAUCAAAUAGGUUUUAUCGAAGAAUGGAAAUUGAAAUAAUUACAAUCUAAGUGCUAAAUUACUACUACGCUUCAAAAGCCACCUCCAACCUGAGAGA
Molecule: messenger RNA, 1330 nt
Organism: Phaedon cochleariae (mustard beetle)
Lineage: Eukaryota; Metazoa; Arthropoda; Insecta; Coleoptera; Chrysomelidae
Source: the annotation of a GenBank genome assembly